CAGUAAGCGCACUUAGAGUUUUACAGCGAGAGGACUAUCACACACCACUGGACUGGACUGGAUUACAAAACUUCACAACAAACAUCAAUCUGAUGCCGUUCUACACGCACCGUGACCUUUCCGUCGUUUCCAAUGUGACCAAGUCAGCUUAAAGUAGGAACUCAUUUCCUUUCUGUCAUUGUUUCGCGUUUCACGUCAUUUUUUUCUUCUCUUUUGACAAUCAUAUGUGACAUUUUAAGAGGCGAACAGUAUUGCUGGUACCAUGGCUGACGCAGUCCAAAACCAGAUGGUCGACAUCGACCCGGACUUCGAGCCACUUUCCCGACCCCGCUCCUGCACUUGGCCGCUCCCGCGACCGGAGUUCCCGAACGCGGCCGCCGCGGACUCCAACACCUCGUCCCCGGCCCCGUCCGUCAAGCAGGAGCCCUGCAGCAACUCGGAAUUCAUCAACAACCUCAGUCUGCUGGAGGAGAAUGAGGACUACCCCGACCAGAAGCCUCUCAUGCUGUGCGGCGACUUCCAGUGCCAGGAGAACUGCAUCCAUCACCAGCAGCAGCAGCAGCAGCAGAUCCCGAGUCUCCAGCAACAGGUGCCCGUGCUCUCCUCUCCGGUGGCCGCAGCCGCUGCCGCGCAGCGCAAGAGCAGCUCGUCCCGACGCAACGCCUGGGGGAAUAUGUCAUACGCGGACCUGAUCACCAAAGCCAUCGAGAGCUCCCCCGAAAAACGGCUCACCUUGUCUCAGAUCUACGACUGGAUGGUGAAAAGCGUCCCUUAUUUUAAGGACAAGGGGGAUAGUAACAGCUCCGCUGGUUGGAAGAACUCGAUCAGACACAACCUGUCCCUACAUAGUAGGUUUAUCCGUGUGCAGAAUGAGGGGACAGGUAAGAGCUCUUGGUGGAUGCUCAACCCUGAAGGCGGCAAAAGUGGCAAGUCGCCUCGACGCCGGGCCGCCUCCAUGGACAACAACAGCAAGUUUGCCAAGAGCAGAGGACGAGCGGCAAAGAAAAAGCUGGCUCUUCAAGGUGGGGCCGAGGGGGGCGCAGACAGCCCAGGCUCUCAGUACGGCAAGUGGCCCGGCAGUCCAAACUCCCACAGCAACGACGACUUUGACGCCUGGACGGCUUUCCGUCCCCGCACCAGCUCCAAUGCCAGCACACUGAGUGGUCGUCUCUCGCCCUUUAUUGAUGACGAACUUGGCGACUCUGAUGUCCACAUGGUCUACCCAGGCCCUGGGUCAGGGGCCAAAAUGACCUCCACCCUCCCCAGCUUGUCUGAAAUGGCUGGUUCUCUGGGUCACAAUGGCUCUGAGAAUGUGAUGGAAAACCUUCUGGAUAACCUCAACUUGCUCUCACCUAAGAACACAUCAGUGGGGUCCUCAGGAGGCCCUGGGUCAGGAUCCAACCAAUCCUCACCCUCUUCCCUCAUGCAGGCCAGCCCUGGUUACUCCCCCUACAGUUCCCCAGGUCUGGCUGCAGUCAACCAGCAGACUCAACAAGACUAUCGUAAGUGUCUCUACGGCCAGGCAGGAAUGGGCAGCAUGUCCCCCAUGCCCAUGCAGUCUCUGUCCGAAAGCAAGUCCAGUUUUGGUCCUGGUCCAGGAACUAUGGGCCAGUUUAACUGCUCAGCAGGGCUGCUGAAGGAGCUUCUUACGUCUGAUGGGGAGUCUGGAGAGCUCCUGCCCUCGGUGGAUACCGUCGUCUCCCAGUCAGCUGGAAGUGGUGGAUGUAUGUUGCCCCCCUACAGCAGUAGGCGGAAUGAACUUAUGGGGGUUGUUGGAGCAUCUCAUAGCCAUGCCCUCUCUCAUCCGCACAAUAUGCACGGACAAGCCCCGACCACACCCGUGGCAUUGAAUGGGCGAUCACUGCACCCUAUGGCCACGAUUGGCGGUGUCAAUGGACGCCUGGGAAGCAUCAAGUCAGCAUUGCAUAUGCAGUACGGAGGCUCUGGUCAUCAUGGAGGUGGAAUUCCUUACUGCAGCAUCAACAGCAACGGAUAUGGCCGGGGCCCAGGGAUGAUGCCCCACCUUCAACAGCAACACCUGGAGAAGCUGCCCAGUGAUCUGGACGGCAUGCCUGUGGAGCAUUUCGAUUGUGACGUGGAGUCCAUCUUGCACGAUACACUCAUGGAUGGAGAAUCGCUGGACUUCAACUUCGACCCCAUGGCCACCCAACAGGGGUUCCCGCCUCACAGUGUAAAGACCACCACUCACAGCUGGGUGUCUGGGUAAAAACUCUCAACUGGAGUACAGCAACACUGAGCUGCUGUCCACAUGGAACCAAACCUCUCGUCAACCCCUCGUCAGGGAACGUAGCCCCUGUUAUUCUUUCGCUUUCUUCAACAGAGGCGGCUGAGAUGAAACCUCACACUGCCAAGCUCGUUGGCUCAGUGAGGAGCUAAAUUGCAAGGACGUUUUCCUCAGACUUUGGGACUCACGUUCAAACCAAGUGCCAAACCAGGUGCCUGUGCUCCAUAGCCAAAUUGACAAGCUUUAUUUUACUGCCUUCUUCUUGCUGUAGAGAAUCUAUGCUCAAAUCAGGGCGAAGAGAACCUAAGGCCCUUACAUCUGCUGCAGCACACACUUACCAAUGUCCACACCAAUUUACAGGAAUGGUUUUAAAGUCACAUUUUCCAUCAAGGGCAAAAUGUGAUACGGUAUAACACGCAGUACAGUUGCUACACCUCAGAAAAAUGUCACCCAAGUUCAUAGCUUUCUCUUAUUCACUGUGUUGCCAGUUUAAAACCCUACCCUGCAGUUAUUGCUGUGGGUAACACAUUCAUGCUGUGCUUCAUAGAGACUCCACGAUUGGCCUUAUUGGGAAGGAGAACUGGAACAGUUGCAGGAAGGAAUGACUGUAAAUAGAUUUAUUUAGAAACGGUCCUGCAGAAACGUUAGGGAAAUUGUUGCAGACUAGUUGAACUACGUCGCAUACAGCACAUCAUAACACUUUCAUUUCUGUCUCGUCCGCAUAUUUGACGUAGAGCAGAUGUACAGUACUACAAUUCUAAUGAGUAUGUUACUAUAAACUGGUGUACAGAGAGUUUACACAAUGAUAUCAACAAUCAGGGCAACAUAUUUCAUGUUGUUUUGUAAACCUGAGAGAAACUGGAUUUGGUAUUCUACAUUUUGUUGGGCUUACAUGGAAGAAGUUUUCUCAUUUAAAUUGUACACAUCUUUCCACAUUUCUUGUAAAUACAUGAAAUAUAUGUUUCAAAAACGUAUAAAGUAGAAAUAUUUAGUUUUUUUUUUCUUUUGUAUUAUCAUAAUUAUUCGUAUUGCUGUUUAUUAUUGGCUUUGAGAUUUAUUAUUUGGUUUGAGAUUUUUGUUAUUUAAAGGAAUAGUUCGUCCAAUGAUGAAAAACAUAUUUACUCGUGUCAUUCCAAACCAUUUAUUUAUUCUGUGGAACACAAAAGGUAAAUAAAAGGUGGUGAACAAGUCUAUCAAAUCGGGCAUCAUUAUCAUUCAAUGGCAAACACCAGUGGUUCAUUGGAAGAAAGAAUGUCACACAUGUUUGGAAUGACAGGACGGCGAGUAAAGGAUCCCAGAAUUAACAUAUUUGGAUGAAUUUCUCUUCUAAGCUGUGUAUAGUGUGUUUCUUCAGAGGUUUGUGGCCCUCAAAAGAUAAAAAAUUUAGCAUUUAAAGACAAUAAUAAUAAAAUCGUCUGUGCAUUCCUGUAUUAAAAAAAGAUCAGGCCUGUGUUUGUUAUGACCCAUAUAAGAGCUAAAUCGAAAGAUUCCCAUGGUAAGAAAAAUUCAAGGCCACCAAAGCCUUUUAGAGCUACAGCGCCAGCAGACUCCUACGCCUUUGCCACCAUAUUGAAUCUAUAUUGCUGUAGCAAUGCUGCAGUUUUCUGCCUUUAAGAAAGUGUAGAGAGUUUUUGACUUAACAUUUUACUUUUAUUUAUUUGGCUGAAGGAGAGGUGGUGUGAUUGUGUCAUGUCAUGGUGUAUCAUUUACACUUGUAUUAUAUUUCUGUUUGAUUUCACAUCUCUCUCAAAUUGCAGGCACUGUGAUGUAUACGUUCUGCAAGUUUGUGGUGAUUUUCCAAGUCUGUGCUUUUCUCGUUCCCGAAAAUUUCAACAGUUUUGCCUCCUUGCACUACUACAGGUAGACCUUCAAAAUGUUCAAACUGGUAAAAAUUGAAGCAGGGUGCCAAUAUCUCAGAUAAUUCAUUAAAGACUUGAAAAUAUUGCGUAGUCACAGACGGCAACAUAAUGUCGGCCCAUAUCUGGUACAUGUCGAAUCCACACGAACCAGACGUGGGCCUGAUCUCGGCCGACGCUAUGUUGCUGUCUGGGGUGUUAUAAAACAAAUGCUUCGGCCAACCUUUAAAUAUUAAAUGCUUAAUGUUAUUAGACGCUAACACUGUUUUCUACUGGUUUCUAUUCCUGUGGCUUUGUUACUGUGAAGCCCUAGCCAUUGUGAAAUCUAAUUGGUCCAAAAUUCCACUUUACAUACAUAAAAUAUGAUUGGCUGUGCCAUAAUUUUCACUUUCAGUAUAAACAAAUUUCUUGUCGCGCCUAGUUGGGAUACAGUGAGGUUCAGUCAUUGGACGAAAGUCAGACAUCUGUUUACUUCACACCAUAAAAAUAUUAUUAUUAUUAUCAAGCUCUGACCCACACUGCCUCACUCAGCACAGGGAAAAGAUCGGAUGCUUUUUUUUUUACUAAUAUCACUGUGCUCGGCAUCAUCAUGAAUAUGCAUUUGCUUUGUGAAUUUAGCUGGUGAUCCCACCUAUGCACAUACAUGUACUUUAAUGAUCAUUUUGAUUAUUGUCAUCUCCAGUAUGUUUUUAUCGAUGACGAGAUAUUUGAUAUUUCAUGUUUGAUAGAGCUGUGGAGUCAUGUUAAUGUCACAGAUGUUAGUUCAUAGUUCUGAAGAAUAUGAAGUAUAUUUAGAGAGUAGAUCAUUUACAUGCAAAGCUUUUUGUACACUGACACUGUUAUUCUUGUAUUUAGAAGCAGUUUGUAGAAAACAUGGACUAAUGAAAAAGCAAAAAAAAAAAAAAAACUAAUAAUAAUUGAAGAAAUUUGAAAGAAAAUGCAGCUGUUUUUCUUCAGAUUGUGGAGUUUGGACCAAUUUUUAAUGAAAAAAAAAAACAAACUUUAAAUUAAAAUACUGCACUUUGUCUAUAUAGAUGUAAUGAGUUCUCUUAGAGAUAUGAAAAAAAGUGAAGAUUAUCUAUUUUGAAAACAAACUGUUACAUUUCUUAACUUAUGUACAGAAACGAUUUGAUUCACAAUCAACAGAUGAUAUAACUAAAGGUGCAAUUUGUUUAUGUAGUUGAGAAAGUAAUAAUCUAUAAGAGAGAAAUGAUAUUGUUAAGCUGACAUGCCAAUACUGACAUAUGUAUAUUAUAACUUCAUUCUUUAAGUUCAUCAGCAGAGAGCAAACAGUUUGUGAAAUGUGAGGCUACAGAGCUCUGGUUUUUGCUCUUGAUGCCUAUUUUGUGCUUGUAUUUCUGUACAAGAAACAUGCUGCCGCUGUAAAAAG
Messenger RNA from Pimephales promelas (fathead minnow), 5491 nucleotides. It is a transcript of the gene foxo1a, whose product is annotated as forkhead box O1 a. Gene Ontology annotation, cellular component: nucleus. NCBI's taxonomy places the organism in Eukaryota, Metazoa, Chordata, Actinopteri, Cypriniformes, Leuciscidae. The record is from RefSeq and is a predicted model, not a curated record. Gene Ontology annotation, biological process: regulation of transcription by RNA polymerase II. Gene Ontology annotation, molecular function: DNA-binding transcription factor activity, RNA polymerase II-specific; RNA polymerase II cis-regulatory region sequence-specific DNA binding.